Molecule: messenger RNA, 477 nt
Organism: Ilex paraguariensis (yerba mate)
Lineage: Eukaryota; Viridiplantae; Streptophyta; Magnoliopsida; Aquifoliales; Aquifoliaceae
Source: the annotation of a GenBank genome assembly
AUGAGGAAGGAGGAGAAGGGAAAGAGAAGGAGUAGGAAAAUUAGAAGGAGAAAUAGAAGGAGGAGGAGGGAGGACAAGCAAAAGAGGAGGAAAAACAAAAGGAAGAAAGGACAAAAAAGAGAAAGAGGAGGAAAACGAGAAAGAGGAGAAGGAAUAAGGAGGAGGAGGAGGAUGAAAAUGAGAAGAAUAAAUGGGAGGACAAGGAGAAAGAGCAGGAGAGGGAAAAGAGGAGGAAAAUCGAGAGGAAUGAGAAAGGAGGAGUUGGAGGAGAAGGAAAAGGAAGAGCAAGAGGAAGAAGGAGAGAGGAGAAUGAGGACAAUUAGAAGGAGAAGGAAAAGGAGGAGGAAAAAAGGGAGGAGAAGAAAGAGGAGAAGAAGGAAGAAGAAGAAACUGUCUCCUCUAUGUCUAAAUAUUGCUCGAAAUUUACGUAGAAGAGAGGACGAAGAAGAUGACGUUGGCGGAGGAGCAGGAGGAUGA